Messenger RNA from Phragmites australis (common reed), 878 nucleotides. Its product is annotated as small ribosomal subunit protein bS6c-like. Bases 2 to 769 code for a protein of 255 amino acids. The transcript is spliced from 2 exons. NCBI's taxonomy places the organism in Eukaryota, Viridiplantae, Streptophyta, Magnoliopsida, Poales, Poaceae. Gene Ontology annotation, biological process: translation. The record is from RefSeq and is a predicted model, not a curated record. Gene Ontology annotation, cellular component: ribosome. Gene Ontology annotation, molecular function: small ribosomal subunit rRNA binding; structural constituent of ribosome.
CAUGUCCAAAAUUCGUCCAAACGGAGUUUUUAAGGCGGGCGUGGCGUCCUAUCCUUAUCUAUCCAGUGGACACGAACAGCACCUCCGCCCUCCCCUCGGCUUCCCUCCAAUGCCGCCACCCAUGGCGCUGCCCCUCUCCUCCUCCGCCGCCACUACACUCCCUACGCUCCCGCCCUUCCGCUCUCGCGUGCCCGCCACACUGCACCUCCCCUCGGCCCGCGCCAGCGCCCGCGCGGUCUCCGCCGGCUACGCCGCGUCCUUCUACGGCGGCUCGGCGUCUGCGGCCAGCGGCGCCGAGGACGAGGGGGUCGGCGACGAGGGGGGCUCCUCCGCGGGGUUCGGCGCCGGGCUGGGACUCGGCGGCGGCGGGCUCGGGAUGUCGGCCGCGGAGGCGGCGCUGGCGCUGGAGGAGCGCGAGAUGCCGCCCUGCCCGCCAGGGCUGCGCCAGUACGAGACCAUGGUGGUGCUCCGCCCCGACAUGUCCGAGGAGGAGCGUCUCGCCCUCAUCCAGCGCUACGAGGAGCUGCUUGUCGCCGGCGGCGCCAUGUACGUGGAGGUCUUCAACCGGGGAGUCAUCCCACUGGCAUACAGCAUCAGGAAGAGGAACAGCCGGACCGGCCUGCCGUCCACCUACUACGACGGCAUAUACCUCCUCGUCACCUACUUCACCAAGCCGGAGUCCUUGGACGCUCUGCAGCAAAGGCUCAAUGCCGACGACGAUGUCAUCCGGUCGACCAGCUUCAAGGUCCGCAAGCGGAAGGCCUUCUAAAUUUGGUUUCUUCGAUUCUUCUGCGUCGAAAAGCUUCAGGUUUUGAGUGUGUUCAUAUCAUACCAGAAUUCUGCUUCAGGUUGAGAGAAAAUGAUGCCUUUUUCUUGUA